AUGCGCCUCGGACUCACGGAGGCCAUCUCAGCCAGAGCUGCAGCCCAUGUGGCCGGGAUCCUUGUCUCUGAACAACGGGGAGUCGGCCUCAGCUGCGCUGGCCCGCACCAGCGCGCAUCCUGCAAGCAGCUUGUCGGGUUGCCGUUUCUCGAGACGACUUCUUGCUGCGGCUGCGCCGUUUGCCCCGCCACUUCCAGUACCUACCUCAAGCCCACCGCGCCGUUCCUUAUCCCUCGAGGGUUCCAAUUACCCACGCCGACCACGCUUGUACUGGCUCUAUGCCCAUUACGCCAGCUACUGCAUCGCGACACCAACACGGCCGCCUCGGCCUCCAAGGCCGCCCAGCGUCAGGUCUCUGAGCAUAUCAAUGAUGGCCAAAAAAGACAAGAAACGUACCAGAGUCGCCGUUGGAGGCAUCGCAACUGCGGUGACCGAGCACGGUGCCGCUCAGUUCUCAGCCAACCGACCUCGGACGAGUCGUCACCUUCCAUGAACACCCCGGAUCUCAAUCCCGUCGCCGUCCCGAAUGGCCACGCCGAGGUAUCACCUAUGCUGGAUGCAAUCUCCGCAAGCACUGCCCCCAGCAUGAUGAAUGAAUGGGCGCGUGGUGCCAUGGCCGGCUCCCCUGGCAACCUCAUUAGUCUGAUGGGCGAGUCGCCCCCGACCCAGCCCUCUUCGUAUGAGGACUCUGGUCGUCUUCACCAGGGCUGGGGUCAACGCAACUUCAUGACCCCGUCGCCGGCCUCUCCGUCUCCUCCCAGCCGCCGACCCCUCAGCUACCAUAUGGAUGCCCCUUUCCCGGCCGGCGAGACACCCCCACGCGCGGCAGGUGCUCCUGGGAGGCCAACCUCGAUGCACUCCCCGUUCCCGCAUAGUCGUCUAGCCUCGCAACCAGCACUCCCUCACCAACCCCAGGCGCACUUUUAUGGAGCUCCAGAUAUUGAUAUGACCUCGACACCACAGACUGGACUCAAGGCUGGCGAUGCUGGCCUGUAUUUUGGUUUCGAUACCCUACCCCGGUUGGAUGACGUCUCUGCUGGCUCGGAUGACGUGGUACUGGCGGGAUACAAUGGUGGCCUUGACGUCUAUGCCAUCACUAAAAGAGGACUGGAACCUACGGCAUGUCUCAGAGGUCUGCGUGGUACAGUGCAUCACGCCAAAAUUUUGCCCUGGACGUUCAGCACCAAGGACAUUGUCGGACCUUUAAUUGCCGUGACCGUGCAUGGACCCGUGCUUCCCACCCGAAAUGCCAGUGAUGCAGCAACACAGGAUGCAUCGGACAAUCUUAGGAGAGAGGGCACGGCCAGCCCCAGAUCGGUGACAACCUACCAGGAAGGCUUCAACCGGACAGGACCCAGUAUCGACUUUUACCAAACCACUGUUGAAGUGUACUCCCUCAAAACCUCCAAGGCCAUCGAUGUGCUUCUCGAGGCGCCGAGAAUUGCCGUCAAUGCCGGCGUCUCGAUAGCAAGCACCCUCUUCAAGCCUCCAUCGCCCAGUGGCGCUUUCACAAUCAAAGCAGAUGGGGGAACCGUCCUCGUUUGUUCCGGUAACACAGGCGAGUGCUGGGCUUACACCCACCUUCCAGAACCUCAGAACGGCCAUGUAUUUGCCUGCAUUGGAAAACUAUGGACGUCGCUUCAACACAGUCGUCGUAGUGAAGUUGUGGAAGAGACAGGUAAGGCCGCGUCGUCGACCAUCGAGGUUCGCUUCAAUCCUCAGACCCCCGUCAUCGCUCUCAAUGGUCGAUGGGUUGCCUAUUGUCCAGCGGCUCCCUCGUCGCAAACCUCUCUUCGUGCCCAUCUCCCUGUACCGAUCCUCGGCCGCGGCCCUGGCAUCGGUUCAAUGGCGCCACCUCAUAUACCCCAGUCAAGCCUGUCUGUGGAAUUGCCCAUCUCUGACAGCAUGGUGAACAAAAUCAUGCGCGAGACAACACAGGAGCUUAUUCAAGGUGCUAAAUGGGUUGGCAAGCAAGGACUGCAGGCAUGGAACGCCUAUUGGAACAAGGGAAACACGACACAAACUCCGCAGCAGCAGGCUCGGUCGCCUCCUCAGCAAUGGACCGCGACGCAGGCUACCAGGCAGGAUGCGACACAGUUCCCACCCACCCACGGUACGAACGGAAAUGCUGCCUCGAAGGAUCCAGGAAUGGUAUCCCUCAUUGACACUAUGUCGCUACCCCUAUCCUCCACGGUCCAUCCGCUGGCUACGUUUGCGCCUCCCGGCGGGUGCAGCGUCUUAUCCUUCUCACCCUCAUCGCUGAAUCUGUUCACCGCGAGUACCAAGGGCGAUAUCCAAACCGUUUGGGAUUUGCUCCGGAUCCAGCAUACGCACUCAUCUCCCCUUCAGGCCUCCGUCUCGCCAAGCGCCAACGUCGGACCGCAAGUGAGGCAGGUGGCACAGUUUUCUCGCAUGACGGUUGCGCGCAUUGUUGAUGUGUCGUGGACAGGGCCUCAAGAAGACCACAUUGCGAUGGUAACUGAGCGCGGCACUGUACACCUUCUGGACAUGCCUUUCAGUGCAUCAAUGUGGCCCCCUCCUCGCCGGCGUAAGAUUGCACCCACGGCUGGUGCCGAAUCGUCAGAGCCCACCAGCUCUGCAGUCUCGAUCGCGUCUGGGGCCAUCGGUGCCGCCUACCAGGCUGCAAAACCGUUUGUCGCUCGUUCCCGUCGCAGCAGUAGUAACAGUGCUGGGGUGACCACAAGCACAUUUCGGGACACAGCCGCACAGGGAGGGCGAGUCAUUGCCGCUAGUAUUAGCAGCUCUCUUGGCAAAACUGGCUCCGCCAUAAAUCAACUUCGGCAUACGGGGGAGAACCGAGUGUCAUUGCCCUCGAUUCGGAGUCUUCCGUCGCCCCAGUGUGUGAGAUGGCACUCGACACGCAAAUCACAGCACCUCUAUACUCUGGGUGGCGGUAUCGUGCGCAAGUAUCCCAGCCGAAGUCGGCGCGUUACUUCGAAGCGAAAUAAGAGAUUGUCUCGCGCGAGCCAGUAUAAGGACAUGAACGUUCCCAUUCUCCCCCAUGAUAGGCUUGCGCCUAUUGUUCGGCGAUUCCUGGAGGGUGACACCUCAGAGGACCACUUGGACCUGUCCGACCUGGAGAUGGACACGGGUAACACCAUGACUCUCAACCGCCACGCCAUCAAGGCCAAGCGAAACCAGGGUAUGAUUUCUGCUAUUCCGCAGGCUGAGAUAGAGACUAGCGCUCCUUAUCAACCCUUUCAUUCGGAUCGCCGAGUUGCUGUGUAUGAAUACGGCAGAGAUGGGCAGGUGGAGCCGGUGACAACACUCCUCACGGAGACUAGUCUGGAUGAUCAUCAGCAGUCAUUCAAGAAGAAAAAGAGCCGACAGCAGAGGUCAGGUGCGAUUCAUGACUCAGAAUCCAGUGUUUGGGCUUUUGGUCUUGAUAUUCCCACCAACUUGUUGCACAUGGGUAUCAUGGCAUCGGCAGAUGAUGACUUGAACGGCAUCGAUGACAGCCAGGCACUACCGCCCUCUGCCAUGGAGAGGCUUAUGCAGAUAGGUGACCAGGAGCAGAUUGUGGUGACAACAAGACGCCGACGAGGUCGCCAUGGCGAGCCGGAUGAGGACGGAUUCUUCGAGGACGACUGUGAGGUGCUUGAUUUUGCCGAUCAAAGGGUAUAG
This is a messenger RNA of Cordyceps militaris CM01, 3645 nucleotides long. RefSeq lists its product as uncharacterized. Gene Ontology annotation, molecular function: protein binding. Gene Ontology annotation, biological process: autophagy; response to starvation. Gene Ontology annotation, cellular component: cytoplasm. Bases 1 to 3645 code for a protein of 1214 amino acids. The record is from RefSeq and is a predicted model, not a curated record. NCBI's taxonomy places the organism in Eukaryota, Fungi, Ascomycota, Sordariomycetes, Hypocreales, Cordycipitaceae. The transcript has 4 exons.